CCACCCUUAGUUGCUGCCUCUCCCGCUGAGCGCGGGCAUGCGAGGCCUUCGGUGCCAGGAUUGAGCGGCGAGGAACACGCGGCCAAGAUCGGCGUGUCCAGCCUCGUCUGGGAGUCCGUGCUCGUCGUGGGGCGCGAGGCUGCGGAGCUCUAGGCCGAGCUGGAGGCGGCGGGGCGCGCGGCGAUGGGUGCUCCCGGGCUCCGAGUGGCCGCGGCGGCGCUGGGGCUGCUGCUGUGCGCGGGGUUGGGGCGCGCGAACCCGGCGGGGCGCGGAGGCCACGGGGCGCCGGGGCAGCUCUCGGAGGAAGCUGCUCGGCGCCCGUGCCCAGCCGCCUGCCACUGCCUCGGAGACCUGCUAGAUUGCAGCCGCCGCCGGCUAGUUCGCCUUCCCGAUCCUCUCCCGGCCUGGGUCGCACGGCUGGACCUUAGUCACAACAGAUUAUCUUUUAUCCAGACAAGUUCUCUGAGCCACCUUCCAAGCCUCCGAGAAGUGAAGCUGAACAACAAUGAAUUGGAGACCAUUCCGAACCUGGGGCCAGUCUCUGCAAGGAUUAGACAACUCUCCUUGGCUGGGAACAGCAUUGACGAAAUCCUCCCUGAACAGCUGGAAGCCUUCCAGUCCCUUGAGGCUUUGGACCUGAGCAACAACAAUAUUUCAGAGCUUAGAACUGCAUUUCCACCCUUACAGCUCAAGUAUCUGUGUAUCAACGGUAACCGGGUUAUGUCUAUGGAACCUGGGUAUUUUGACAACUUGGCAAACACGCUCCUGGUACUAAAGCUGAACAGGAACCGUAUCUCAGCCAUCCCCCCGAAGAUGUUUAAACUGCCUCAGCUGCAGCAUCUUGAACUGAACCGAAACAAAAUUAAGAACGUGGAUGGACUCACAUUCCAAGGGCUAGGUGCACUGAAGUCUCUGAAGAUGCAAAGAAAUGGAGUAACAAAGCUCAUGGAUGGAGCUUUUUGGGGGCUGAGCAACAUGGAGAUCCUGCAGCUGGACCAUAACAACCUAACCGAGAUUACCAAAGGCUGGCUCUACGGCUUGCUGAUGCUGCGGGAACUCCAUCUGAGCCAGAAUGCCAUCAACAGGAUCAGCCCGGAUGCCUGGGAGUUCUGCCAGAAACUCAGUGAGCUAGACCUAACUUUCAACCGCUUAUCAAGGCUCGAUGACUCCAGCUUCCUUGGCCUAAGCCUACUAAAUGCCCUCCACAUUGGGAACAACAAAGUGAGCUACAUUGCUGAUUGUGCCUUCCGGGGGCUUUCCAGUUUAAAGACUUUAGAUCUGAAAAACAAUGAAAUUUCAUGGACCAUCGAAGACAUGAAUGGAGCCUUCUCCGGGCUAGACAAACUGAGGCGCCUAAUACUCCAAGGAAACCGGAUUCGCUCUAUUACCAAAAAGGCCUUCACUGGUUUGGACGCAUUGGAGCACCUUGACCUGAGUGACAACGCAAUCAUGUCUUUGCAAAGCAAUGCGUUUUCCCAAAUGAAGAAACUUCAGCAGCUGCAUUUAAAUACAUCGAGCCUGUUGUGCGACUGCCAGCUGAAAUGGCUCCCACAGUGGGUGGCAGACAAGAACUUCCAGACCUUCGUCAAUGCCAGUUGCGCCCACCCUCAGCUGCUGAAAGGGAGGAGUAUUUUCACUGUCAGCCCGGAUGGCUUCGUGUGUGAUGAUUUCCCCAAACCUCAGAUCACAGUCCAACCAGAAACACAGUCAGCAAUUAAAGGCUCCAACGUGAGCUUUACCUGCUCGGCUGCCAGCAGCAGUGACUCCCCUAUGACUUUUGCCUGGAAAAAAGAUAACGAGCUACUUCAGGAUGCUGAGAUGGAGAACUACGCCCACCUCCGGGCCCAAGGGGGCGAGGUGAUGGAGUACACGACCAUCCUGAGGCUGCGCGGCGUGGACUUCGCCAGCGAAGGGAAAUACCAGUGUGUCAUCUCCAACCACUUCGGGUCCUCAUACUCCGUCAAAGCCAAGCUCACCGUGAACAUGCUGCCUUCAUUUACCAAGACCCCCAUGGACCUCACCAUCCGCGCUGGGGCCAUGGCCCGCCUGGAGUGUGCAGCGGUGGGACACCCGGCCCCACAGAUAGCCUGGCAGAAGGACGGAGGCACAGACUUCCCAGCUGCCCGCGAGAGACGUAUGCACGUGAUGCCGGAGGACGAUGUCUUCUUCAUAGUAGAUGUGAAAAUUGAGGACAUCGGGGUGUACAGCUGCACGGCUCAGAACAGUGCAGGGAGCGUCUCUGCCAACGCAACCCUGACUGUGUUAGAGACACCAUCGUUUUUGCGGCCUCUGUUAGACAGAACAGUCACCAAGGGAGAAACGGCGGUUCUCCAGUGCAUCGCUGGCGGGAGCCCACCCCCGAGGCUGAACUGGACGAAAGACGACAGCCCAUUGGUGGUGACCGAGAGGCACUUUUUCGCGGCGGCCAAUCAGCUGCUGAUUAUCGUGGACUCGGAUGUCGGCGAUGCUGGGAAGUACACGUGUGAGAUGUCCAAUACCCUCGGCACCGAGAGAGGCAACGUUCGCCUCAGUGUGAUCCCCACUCCUACCUGCGACUCCCCUCACAUGACUGCCCCAGCCCUGGAUGAUGACGGAUGGGCCACCGUGGGCGUCGUGAUCAUAGCCGUGGUUUGCUGUGUGGUGGGCACAUCGCUCGUGUGGGUGGUCAUCAUAUACCACACAAGGCGAAGGCACGAAGACUGCAGCAUUACCAACACAGAUGAGACCAAUUUGCCAGCCGAUAUCCCUAGUUAUUUGUCAUCUCAGGGAACGUUAGCUGACAGACAGGAUGGGUACGUCUCGUCAGAAAGUGGAAGCCACCACCAGUUCGUUACUUCUUCAGGAGCCGGAUUUUUCUUACCACAACAUGAGGGAGCUGGGACCUGCCAUAUUGACAACAGCAGCGAAGCUGAUGGGGAAGCUACACCCGACCCGUUUCUCUGCCCGUUUGUGGCCUCCACGGGCCCCGUGUACUUGAAGGGGAACUUUUACAGCUCAGAUCCAUUUGAAGUUUAUCUUCCAGGUACGGUUUUCUUCCUCGAACGCAGUUCUGUUUCCUGCAUCUUCUCAAGGUGCCAACUAACUCCAUCCUUUCUGUUGCGGAUCCCAACUCGAAAAGGUUGCAGCUCUGACCCAAGGAUGGCUUUGAUGGACCACUGUGAGGCCAGCUACAUGAAGAAGGACUGCUUCCCCUGUGCUCAUCCUUCAGAGGAGCCCUGUGAACGGAGCCUCGGCAGCAUCCCGUGGCCACACUCGAGAAAGCCCGUGAACCCCACCUACUCUCAGAACGAGGGACCCGCAGUUCAGGCUCUGUGUCUAAACAAGUCCCCCUUGGAUUUUAGCUCAAGUCUGGAACCAGGAUCAGUCACUUCAAGUAACUCUUUCAUGGGUACCUUUGGAAAACCUCUGAGGAGACCGCACCAAGAUGCCUUCCCGAGCUUUGCACAAACACCAGACCGUCAGCCGAGGCCCUCUCAUAAGAAAUCACUUUCCUCGACAGAGUUGGACUCUGAGUCGGAGGAAGAGGAGAGACAAAGGACAGAGUUUCUGGAAGGGAAUCACAGGUGUACUUACCGACAGACGUUAGACACUUACAGGACUCCAGACUGCCAGCCUUGUGACCUGGACACAUAAGACUGGAAGGGACCCAAGAAAAGAUCCCAUAAUACUACCUCAACUGGGCUUCUGUCUUAAAGAGACAGACCCUGUGUUUUUCAAUGGACUUAACAAAG
Molecule: messenger RNA, 3731 nt
Organism: Acomys russatus (golden spiny mouse)
Lineage: Eukaryota; Metazoa; Chordata; Mammalia; Rodentia; Muridae
Gene: Lrig3
Product: leucine rich repeats and immunoglobulin like domains 3
Exons: 18
Coding region: 184-3633 (1149 amino acids)
Molecular function (GO): protein binding
Source: RefSeq, a predicted model, not a curated record